AUGGCGAACACAACAACAUUGAUCAUACACUGGAUCUUCAGCAUCAUCGCAAUCGGGCUGAUUGUCCUGCGCCUCUUUGCGAAAAGGUACAUCAACUACAAAUUCACACUCGGCGACUACCUCGCCAUCGGUGCGAUGUUCUGCGUGCUUGUGCGAUUACCUAUCAUCCAUGUAGUCUUGAUCUGGGGCACAAAUAACAUGCCCGACUCAUACCGCCAGUCGCACCUCUUCACGUCAACAGAGAUCUACCAGCGCGAGACCGGAAGCAAGCUUAUUCUUACCGAUCGGGUAUUUUAUAACUCAUAUCUCUGGUUACAAAAACUGGUCCUACUCGACACCUAUCGCCGCCUUAUCCGCCACAUGUCCUGGGAGAAAAUCACCCUCUGGGCCUACGGGGUCGUCUUUGCUGCAACAUAUGUGGUCGUACAGACCGUUACCUUUACUGAAUGCCAUCCGUUCGACCGCUACUGGAUUGUCUUGCCAGACCCAGGCCCCUGCUGCCGUGCUCAGGUUCAGCUCAUCGUACUCGGUGUGCUGAACAUUGUCACCGACGUCAUGCUCAUCAUCCUGCCGAUCCCUGUCCUCAUCAUGGUUCGGCGGUCAUUUACACAAAAAUUCCAACUCGGUGGCCUCUUCGCUCUCGGCCUCUUCAUCGUAGCCAUAACUAUCAUCCGUCUGCCCCAAAACGCCCAAAACUCAGCCCUGCAGGUUAACCGUACAACAUGGGCCUCAACCGAGCUCCUAACAGCCGCAAUAGUUGCCAAUGCGCCGGUAAUCUACGGCUUCUGGCGCGGCGCUCGCGAGGCAGGUCGAUAUAACAACACCUCGGGGGAAACCUCAAGCAACCGGUUUUUUAACAGCAAGCAACACAGCAGCCGCAGAAGGAAUCAGCCGGGGGAUACGGAUAUGGGUGAUUAUGAGGAUAAUGAGAUUACGACGAAUAGAGUUAACCUGGGCGACUUGAAGCCUGGAAUGGGCUCAUCGACGGCGUUGAGAUCCGCCCAAGAAUUGCAGACAACACACAGUCAGACGCAGGCGGGUUCUGAGAGUUCGGAGGGCGAACAGGCGCAUCAUGUAACGUAA
This is a messenger RNA of Talaromyces proteolyticus, 1083 nucleotides long. RefSeq lists its product as uncharacterized. Bases 1 to 1083 code for a protein of 360 amino acids. The transcript is spliced from 4 exons. The record is from RefSeq and is a predicted model, not a curated record. NCBI's taxonomy places the organism in Eukaryota, Fungi, Ascomycota, Eurotiomycetes, Eurotiales, Trichocomaceae.